Molecule: messenger RNA, 1364 nt
Organism: Cantharellus anzutake
Lineage: Eukaryota; Fungi; Basidiomycota; Agaricomycetes; Cantharellales; Hydnaceae
Exons: 4
Coding region: 147-1112 (321 amino acids)
Source: RefSeq, a predicted model, not a curated record
GAUAACCACUAUAUUACUUCCAUUCAGUUGGAUUGAAUGACUCCUCCAGGCUGGCAGGCAUCGUGCUCGCCGCUCAUCUCCCUCGCACUUGCUUGCCGCCCAUCCAUCUUCCAGACAGCGCACGACCCUGAAAAUCUCUGCUAAUAAUGACCACGAUAACAGACACAAAGAUAAGGUCUAUCACAUCCGGCACGCUGGUCAUCAGUGGGGGGCCAAUCCCACGAGUCUCCUCGGCAUCACUGAUGCCCUCACCGACUACAACCCGCAUUGAGCCCACCGAACCAUUUCGCAUUCCCUAUGAGCUUUUUCGGCCCAUCAUCGCUCUCGUCGACGACCCGAAGGACCUACGAAACUUGGCUGUCGCGUCGCGAGUAACUCAAACCGAUGCGGAGAUGUUCCUCCACCGGGUGGUCACCGCAAAGGGUGUUCGCGAGCUUGUCUCACGCUGCCGAUGGCUUGUGCGAAAUCCGAGGCUAGCACUUCUAGUCCGACAAAUCACAUUUAGGGAUGUGGGCGAGUACGGAUGGCCCGAUCGUCCGUUGCCGGCACUCUACACACUCAUCAAGGCUGCGUUCAGGAACGUUCCCAGGCUGAUACACCUCGAUGCCUCCAUCCUUCCAUCCAAUGCCCUCCCCGUCAACGCUCCUUUCACUCUCCAAUCAUUUCGUCAUGACAAUCUCAUCAUAGGCAUAGACGCCCUUGCAUUCCUCUCAAACCAGCCGAACGUCAAAGACCUUUGUAUCAACCCUUAUUCUUACUAUGAGAUGCACGAAGACGACGAGCACUACCGCCGUCGUCUCUACACUGUCCUGCCCAAUUUGGAAACCCUAGCCUGCGGUCCUAGCGUUGCUAUCCGUCUCGUGAAAAAUCGCCCUAUCCAACGACUCAUCGUCCCUGCGCGGCCAGACUACAUUGAGUCUGACCAGCUUGAGCGCGUCAUUACAGCUCUCCGAAGUUCACCGGGAUGCCCGGGGUGUGCAACGGUUAGGCAACUCGUGAUCGAGAGGCGGCUUGCGGGUCGUGCGGGGCUGCAAUGCGUAGUGAAAGAACUGAAGGAUCUAAGGGCCCUGAGCCUCGUUGUGUCCUAUGCCUCUGAUGUGAUGGCUCCGUGACCUUCGGCACCUUACCUCUCUGAACACACUCAGUGUUACCGCAGACACUUACUUUGACGCGCACGAUCCCUCUAUUGCCCUUGAUGAGCUGUGUGCCACAUGCCCCUCUCUGAAAACCGUUUAUAUUCGAAAAGAUGAGAUGAGCUUCAUAGCGGACCAUUGGGUUUGGAGAAGUAAGCAGGGCGUGGAGGACGUUUCACCCAAUGGAGAAUGGUUAUUAAGUGGAGAGGUCGAUACGAGGACCGCUAUUUG